UUUAUUUUGAUCUGCACGAUGACUGUCUUCCGCCUGUUGUUGCAAAGAUGAGAUAAGAAACAAAUUUCUUUACUUUAACCUGCCGUUACUUUAACACAGCCAAGCGUAAAAGCAAAAGACUUCGCUUAACGGAACACAACAUAUGCCAUUACCAAGGAUAUGACAGACUCGGAAAGAGAGCUUUAAAACUUGAAAGUGGAUCUGCAAGCUUUCCCACUUAACAGUGGAGAAGGACAGUCUGCAUCAAUUGGCAAUGGCAAAGGUGUGGAAACAUAAAAUUUUUAUUACAUAUAUCCAAAAAAGAGGUUAAAAGAAGAGAAAAGAAAAAAACUACCCCGGUGUCGUAGAUUUGGUAAUCUUGUUGUACAACUAAACUAAUAUUAUAUUAUUAUUUGUAUAAAAAAAAGAAUUAAUUCAUGAUGAUCUCACUGUUAUGUGAGCUAAGCUACCCUCGUCUUAUCCAUCUCUGAGAACCUGACUCAUCUCUCCUUUUCUCUCUCUCAAUAUGCUCACAAACGCACGCAUAAAUCUCUGCCCUCUGCAACCAACUUUGCAUCUACUAUCCUCUCUAUUACCACUACAUCUGAAUCUCUCUUGUUUUUCCGAAAAACGACUUUAAAUUUCUUUCCCUGUUUUGGAAGCCUUUCAGAUGCGCUUUUGUAUAUAGGCCCCUUGCUGCCUUUUAAAGAACCCAAACCAAACCUCCUCAAAUGGCUUCUCUUCUUUGGUUUUAGAGUUUUUAGUGCUUCUCUUCAUAUAUUGCAUUUUACUAACCCUUGCUACCCAUUCAUUCACAAUUUAAUCACAAGUACCUUUUUUUUGGGCCACAACAAUCACUAGUACCCUUUUGUUACAAAUCCUACCCUCCCUUUCUUAUUUCUCAUUGCGAGACAAACACUACAGCUGUGUGAGAAGAUGUUAGCAGUGGAAGAACUUUUAAGCGAACUUACUGGGGAAGAAGCAAACGAGCAGGGUUUGCCGCCGGGGUUUAGAUUUCAUCCCACUGAUGAAGAACUGAUAACUUUUUAUUUGGCUUCAAAGGUAUUUAAUGGAAGCUUCUGCGGAGUGGAGAUUGCUGAGGUUGAUCUUAACAGAUGUGAACCUUGGCAGCUUCCGGAUGUGGCCAAAAUGGGGGAAAGGGAGUGGUACUUCUUCAGCCUGAGGGACAGGAAAUACCCAACUGGACUGAGAACAAAUAGGGCCACCGGAGCUGGGUACUGGAAAGCCACAGGCAAAGAUAGGGAAGUGUACAGUGCCUCAAGUGGAGCCCUUCUUGGCAUGAAAAAAACCCUUGUAUUCUACAAGGGCAGAGCCCCCCGUGGCGAGAAGACCAAGUGGGUCAUGCAUGAGUACCGUUUGGACGGUGACUUCUACUACCGCCACACGUGCAAGGAAGAAUGGGUGAUUUGCAGAAUAUUUCACAAAACAGGUGAGAAGAAAAAUGCCCUUGCUCAAGGAUCACGCUAUAUCUUGGAAGUUUCAUCUCCAACAACUUCCUUGCCUCCGCUGCUUGAAACACCAACAGGUCCAACACCCUUUUUAUUAGAAUCUCAAUCUCAAACUCCAAUGCAGGCCCAGAACCCUUUUCUUAUUCACCGCCAAGAAAAUGACCUGAAAAGCCUACUAAACCCAGUUGUCUGUCAAUCCCUACUCUUUCCGGCUAAUGGGUUCCAACCCUCCCUUUCAACCACUCCCACGGCCACCAUAAUCACUUCCACUAUUACUAGCACAACGAACAAGAACGCUAGUGUCACAAACACAAACAACGACCCAUCAGCAUCGGUGCUCUUCAAGUCCCUCCUCUCGCAACAAGAUUGCAUUUUGAAGGAACAAGCCGCUAUUCCCAAACAGUGCAAGGCAGAUUCUAACUUUUCCCAUUUCCAACUGCCUGGUGCCACCUUGAACUGGAUGGACAGGAUUCAUCCAAGCCCAUGCCAAAAUCCCUUGUUUUUUGAGAUGGAUUAUAGUGUGUUGGGGUUCUCUGAAGGUGUUACUGCUGGGGACACUUCCGUCCAUGACAUGUCCACUUCAAUUGCUUUCAAUAGGGCCAGCGUUCAGAUGACGUUGGAUCCUCCCAUCAGAACCUCUGGAGAUUCUUGGCCGCUAGAUUGUUAAAAGAUCUUGUAUUGGUAGGACCCUAUUUCGAUGAUGACUAUAUAUUUUCCGUAUACGUAGUAUUUAUUUAUAUAUAGAAUCUUUAACUGUAUGUGCUCUUGGGGUAAAAUGUAAAAUGAGUGGCUUACUUCUACCCAAACUCCAAAGGCAAUCCAUUCAUGUAUCUUUCUAGGAUUGGAGAAAAUCCUUCAGCAAAUUAAAGACAUAGCAACCGAUUGUGUUACCAUUUGUAUUUGUAUCUGUAUUUGAUAUAUUACGGAACUUCCUACUCCUUUUAAGUAUUUCUUCUCUUUAAAAUUUUCAGCAAAAGCCAUGAAACAUUGGGAUGGAGUGUGAGGUGAGAGAGCAUGGAAAUGGAAAAGAAGGCCAAAAAGGGCCAGUGAGCAGCGAAAGUUUUAGUUUGAUGUGACGCCACGGAUGAUUUUAUUACAGGCGUUUACAAUAUUUGACGUCACCAAUAAGUAUGAUUGAUUUGAUGAUGGGGUAGGGUGCCCUUUCCCUUCCUUAAUUAAUUUCCUUCGGGCCUUGCAUGCGUGACCAGACUUGUACCUAAGUUAGAAGGGGCUUCGCGUAGGGAGACAAGGGGUUUAGACAGGGAUAUCCCGAUCCAGGAAAGCAUUUAUUAUGUAUCAUUAAUAAAGUCAUUAUUGGAUUACAAUGUCAUCAUCAAUUAGUUCGGCAAUAAUCAUGCCACACAUAGAUUCUCUCUACUCCUUGACUUGUCUCUGUCCAUGUACAUUAGUUUUUUACUCUUUUCC
This is a messenger RNA of Durio zibethinus, 2873 nucleotides long. It is a transcript of the gene CUC3, whose product is annotated as NAC (No Apical Meristem) domain transcriptional regulator superfamily protein. Gene Ontology annotation, biological process: regulation of DNA-templated transcription. The record is from RefSeq and is a predicted model, not a curated record. Gene Ontology annotation, molecular function: DNA binding. NCBI's taxonomy places the organism in Eukaryota, Viridiplantae, Streptophyta, Magnoliopsida, Malvales, Malvaceae.